UGCUUAGAAAGUUCUUUCUUGGCCUAGGCCCAGAGGUAUUCGCUUAUAUGUCUUGUGUUAACUUUAUAGUUUUCUCUUCCAUGUGGAGGCCUAGGUCUGCCUGGUGCCACCUUCGUGUGGGGCCAGAAGGAUCCUCGUUCCGUCUCCUCCCCGGCCCGCCCGCGCCACACGCCACCUUCUCUCCCUACCGCGCCGUCAGUCUGCUGUCUCGGCGCCACCCGAGCCUCGUGUGUGCUAGGAAGCGCCCCUGUCUCCUCUUUGUAUUUAAGAGCAUCUUAGCUAGUUGUGGGCUUUUCUUCUAUCAUUUAAGUCCUAGAGUUCAGAUUCCUCAGAAAACCCAGGUGGCUAUUGCAUGGACUACAGUAUAGUGUAAACAUAACUUUUGUUUGCACUGAGAUACCAGAACGUUCACGUGACUGGCUUUAUUGUAGUCGUCUGGGACUAAACCUGCAGUACCUCUGAGGUUCACCAGUAGUUUGAGCUCAGAAAAUAUAUCUGCUGCAAAACUGUGUGGGAAUGGAGAUCUUGCUUCUUGUUUUAAUUUUUGUGGCAUGGGAAGGAGAUGAUAAAACAACCUGAUUCUUAUUUGUGACUCAGACGUUCACUGUCGUCAAGAUGACUCUACUGCAGUCUUGGUAUCUCAUGUAAGCUCUGUUUGCCUUAUAAUUUUAGGUUGAAUUCAUUGAGAAACAUUCUCAAAUCUGAAAAAAACCCUCACAUUCAAUGUUUGAUGAUAGUGGUCGAGUAGAGGUUUUUCUCAAACAGAAAUUUCAGUCUAGGUCGUGAGUUUUUUAAAAAACUGCAGUAAAACUUUCCCCUUUCAAGCUGUUAAACUGUUGUGUAGUAGGUCAAGUCGGGAUGUUUCGCUUCUAUUUCUGACAAAAAUCCAUGGAACUGGUGAUGGCAAAGUCCAGGAGAGCAGAGGAAGUUCUCAGCUGAUGCCGCUGUCUCAUGACUCGUGAUGGGUGUGGUGUGUUCUGCAGAGCACCUGCCAGUGAAGGGUACGGUGCGUACCCUUAAACACCCACCCUGUGCGGGCCUUGUGGGUUCCCAGCUGAGCCUCUUCUGACACGCGUGUUUUAGCAUGAUCAGUUGUUAACACAUCUUAGCAGAUUCCACUUCAGGUUGGACUGAAUUAGGUGUUUUCUCAGCUUCUUUGGCAGUAAUUUCAGCUGUAGUUGCUCCACAGAGAUGAUUCAUAGAGGCCAAUUCCUCAGUCACUUCAAACUCAGUGUUGACUGCUUGAGUGAAGUAGCAGCUGCAGAGCAGUGUCAGGAACGUGCGGCCGUCUGGAGCCCAGGGACCCUCUGGUCCUUGGCUGCUGCUCUCACUGUCUCCUUGACUCUUCAAGACUCUGUCCGUGCCAAGAGGCUGAUAGUCUGAAGCAGGUUUAUUUGCUCUGGACACAUAACUUCAGCUGCUGCAGUCAACACAAUUUAAUAAACUCAUCAUUGGUGAACAGCAUUCCUUGCUUUCCUUGCUUGGCUAACAAAUGAGCCACUUGGGAGCUUACUUGGUGUAAGGGUCCUUUUCAUUUUCAUUCUGUGAAGUAAUUCUGCUGCGAUGAGAUUUCCAUUUCGGGCUCUGACUGUUGUGCACAUUGGGACAUUGCAGUGCUUCCAGCAGGGCUGUGUGUCCUACCGACCCAGCAGCAAAGAGCCCGCAUGGCCAAUCUGGUGCACGUCUGCGGGACAGUGUGUCUGGCGCUCUCCGCCGCCGCCCAGCCAGAGCCCGAGACCCGCGCGUCCUCACCGGUGCAGGAAGGCAGAGGAGAAGCCUGAGCUUCUGUUUGGCUUUGGCUGGAAAAGAAUUUAGCCUAUAUGUACUGCUUUAACCACUGGACGAAUGACAGAUGACAAAGAUGUGCUUCGAGAUGUGUGGUUUGGACGAAUUCCAACUUGCUUCACCCUCUAUCAGGAUGAGAUAACUGAACGAGAGGCAGAACCAUAUUAUUUGCUUUUGCCAAGAGUUAGUUAUUUGACGUUGGUAACUGACAAAGUGAAAAAGCACUUUGAGAAGGUUAUGAGACAAGAAGACAUUAGUGAGAUAUGGUUUGAAUACGAAGGCACACCACUGAAAUGGCAUUAUCCAAUUGGUUUGCUCUUUGAUCUUCUUGCAUCAAGUUCAGCUCUUCCUUGGAACAUCACAGUACAUUUUAAGAGUUUUCCAGAAAAGGACCUUCUGCACUGUCCAUCUAAGGAUGUAAUUGAAGCUCAUUUUAUGUCUUGUGUGAAAGAAGCAGAUGCUUUAAAGCACAAAAGUCAAGUAAUCAAUGAAAUGCAGAAAAAAGAUCACAAGCAACUCUGGAUGGGUUUACAAAAUGACAGAUUUGACCAGUUUUGGGCCAUCAAUCGGAAACUCAUGGAAUAUCCUGCAGAGGAAAAUGGAUUUCGUUACAUCCCUUUUAGAAUAUACCAGACAACAACUGAACGGCCUUUCAUUCGGCAGCUUUUUCGUCCUGUGGCUACAGAUGACCAAUUGCAUACACUAGGAGAUCUCCUCAAAGAAGUCUGUCCUUCUGCAGUUGCUCCUGAAGAUGGGGAAAAAAAGAAUCAAGUGAGGAUUCAUGGAAUUGAACCAGUGUUGGAAACACCUUUGCAGUGGCUGAGGGAACACCUGAGCCACCCGGAUAAUUUUCUUCAUAUUCGUAUCAUCCCGCAACCAGCAGAUUGAGGGAUCAACCAUUCGCUUGAACGGAAUCACCCUUAAAUAGGAUUUACCCGAGCAUGUCACCUUUCUGCUUCAGUCAGGUUUGGUGGAGGCAACCUGACCAGAAACACUGCUACAAGCCAAACAGGAAAAAGAUUCCAUGUCAGAUAAGGGCACUUGGGCUGGUCUUACUUUGCAUCACCACUGCUUUCCUCCGCUGCCGUCCUUAAACCUCAGCUGCAACAUGAAAGACUUUACAGGACCACUGCAAGUCUUCUGUUUUCUUGUAAAAUAUAAUGAAGCUGAAACCUUUGGCCUAAGAAGAAAAUGGAAAUAUGUGCCACUCAAUUUGUAUUUCUGAUUAACAAAUAAACAGGGGUAUUUCCUAAGGUGACCAUGGUUGAACUUUUAGCUCGAGGGAGUGGAAACACUGGUUUAAUUUUCAAGAGAAUUAGACUUAAGAAAGUAAAAGAGAAAUUCUGUUAUCAAUAACUUUCAGUAAUUUUUUGUAAAAGAUCAAAUUACAGUAAACCCACCUUUCCUUAAU
This is a messenger RNA of Balaenoptera musculus (blue whale), 3196 nucleotides long. Its product is annotated as autophagy protein 5-like. NCBI's taxonomy places the organism in Eukaryota, Metazoa, Chordata, Mammalia, Artiodactyla, Balaenopteridae. Gene Ontology annotation, cellular component: phagophore assembly site membrane; cytoplasm; Atg12-Atg5-Atg16 complex. The record is from RefSeq and is a predicted model, not a curated record. Gene Ontology annotation, biological process: nucleophagy; autophagy of mitochondrion; cellular response to nitrogen starvation.